AUGGAUGUGGAAGAGGAAGAGGAGGAGGAGCAGAUGGAGGAUAAGGAGGAAGAGCAGGAGAAGGAGGAAGAGCAGGAGAAGGAGCUGGAGGAGGAGGAGGAGAAGCAUGGGGAGGAGCAAGUGGAGGAGGAGAAGGGGGUGGAGCUGGAGGAGGAGAUAGUGGAGGAGGAGAAAAAGGAGGAGAAGGGAGAGGAAGCACUGGAGGAGGAGCAGGAGGAGGAGUUGGAGGCAGAGAAGGAGCUAGAGGAGGAGGAGGAGCUGGAGGAGGAGGAGCACCAAGCACCACCAAGGAAGUGCAAGCUGGUAGAGGAAGAGCACAAGGAGAGGAAACAUGCAUGCCCAGUGGUGAUUGACCUGGACAAGGAGAUGGAGGCAGAGGAGAUCAAGACCAAGCCUCACAAGCAGCUGGUGGUGCGCCAGUACUCUGAAGGCAACACUGAAGAGCAAUGCAAGGAGGCUGCCAGACUACUUGCCCUGCCCAACCUGGAGCUCAUUCCAAACUGA
Acanthamoeba castellanii str. Neff is the source of this 504-nucleotide messenger RNA. RefSeq lists its product as uncharacterized. Bases 1 to 504 code for a protein of 167 amino acids. Lineage: Eukaryota; Discosea; Longamoebia; Acanthamoebidae. The record is from RefSeq and is a predicted model, not a curated record. The transcript is spliced from 2 exons.